Molecule: messenger RNA, 267 nt
Organism: Pipistrellus nathusii (Nathusius's pipistrelle)
Lineage: Eukaryota; Metazoa; Chordata; Mammalia; Chiroptera; Vespertilionidae
Source: the annotation of a GenBank genome assembly
AUGGCUACUUCCCGCUUACCUCCAGCGACACUAACGCUAAAACAGUUCUUGAGAAGGCAGCAAGUUCUCCUUCUCUACAGAAGGAUUUUGCAAGCCAUUCAGCAAGUUCCAAACAAUUCUGAUCGCAAAUACCUGAAGGACUGGGCCAGGGAAGAAUUCAAAAGAAACAAAAGUGCCACCGAGGAGGUUACAAUCCGGAUGAUGAUUACACAAGGCAAUAUGCAGCUCAAGGAGUUAGAAAGAACACUUGCUCUAGCAAAAUCUUAA